AUGUCCCGCCCGGAUGAGCAGAACUACACGUCGAGGCUGCCGAGCGAGCUGAGCCUUCACGUGCUGCGGCGCCUCGGCCCGUGGGACCUCGUCGCCGCCUGCCGCGCGUGUGCCGCGUGGGAUCACAUCGCGAGGAGCGAGGGGAUGUGGCGGCACGCGUGCGAUUACCGCUGGCCGGAGCGGUCUCGCGCGACGCCGCCGCUCCGCGAUGGCGACGGCGCGCCGCUCGAGAUGCCGCCCUGGCACCGCGCCGCGUGGCCGCACCGGCUGGCGGAGCUGAGCGAGCUGCCGCGGCAUGUCAAGCUGCUGCGACGACCGCGCGCGGCCGCUCCGCAGCCUGAUCCCGUUGCAGCCAGCUAG
Molecule: messenger RNA, 360 nt
Organism: Emiliania huxleyi CCMP1516
Lineage: Eukaryota; Haptophyta; Isochrysidales; Noelaerhabdaceae
Exons: 2
Coding region: 1-360 (119 amino acids)
Molecular function (GO): protein binding
Source: RefSeq, a predicted model, not a curated record